CAGCAGAGCGCGACUGCCCUACAACGCACCAAAUUUGUAGAGCUCUUUUUGCUAGUGGUUGCCAUGGUUGACAUGAGGUGCACGCGCUCCCUUCUCGCCGGCGUCCUCCUCGCUGGCUUGAUCGGCGUCGCCGUACUCGGCGCCGGUGACGACCAGUUCGUCUACACGGGCUUCACCGGCGCGCCGCUCUCCCUGGACGGCACGGCCAUCAUCACGCGGACCGGGCUCCUCGAGCUGACCAACGGCACGGCCCAGCUCCAGGGCCACGCGGUGCACCCGACGCCGCUCCGGUUCCAGAGGACGCCCGGCGGCCCCGUUCGCUCCUUCUCGGCGUCGUUCGUGUUCGGCAUCAUCCCGCCCUACUCUGACCUGAGCGGCCACGGCAUCGUAUUCUUCGUCGGGAAGGACAACUUCUCGUCCGCGCUGCCCAGCCAGUACCUGGGCCUCCUCAACUCCCAGAACAACGGCAACGCCACCAACCACAUCUUCGGCGUCGAGCUCGAUACCAUUCAGAGCACCGAGUUCAAGGACCCCAACGACAACCAUGUUGGCAUCGACAUCAACAGCCUCAAGUCCGCCAGUGUGAAUACCGCCGGCUACUACGACGACAAUACCGGUGCGUUCCACAACUUGUCCCUGAUCAGCGGCAAGCCCAUGCAAGUCUGGGUGGAUUACGACGGCGAGUCCACGCAGAUCAACGUGUUCUUGGCUCCCCUGAAGAUGGCCAAGCCUUCGAAGUCUUUGGUGUCGGCCACGCACAACCUCUCGGAAGUGCUCGUGGACCCGGCGUACGUUGGCUUCUCGUCCUCGACGGGCACAGUAAGGUCGUUCCACUACGUUCUCGGCUGGAGCUUUGCCAUGGACGGCCCUGCUCCGGCCAUAGACAUCGCCAGCCUGCCCAAGCUGCCAAGGUUUGGCCCGAAGGCACGGUCCAAGGUCUUGGAUAUUGUGUUGCCAAUAGCCACCGCGGCGUUCGUCCUCAGCGUGGUCGUCGUUGUGGUUCUGCUCGUCCGGAGGCGGCUGAAGUACGCCGAGGUGCGAGAGGAUUGGGAGGUUGAGUUCGGUCCACACCGAUUCUCAUACAAGGACUUGUUUCGCGCAACAGAGGGAUUCAAGAGCAAGAUGCUGCUUGGAAUCGGAGGAUUUGGGAGAGUGUACAAGGGAGUGCUUCCAAAAUCCAAAUUGGAGGUUGCGGUCAAGAGGGUGUCACACGAAUCAAGACAGGGUAUAAAGGAGUUCGUCGCGGAGGUUGUUAGCAUUGGCCGUCUCAGACACCGCAACCUUGUGCAGUUGCUCGGUUACUGCCGAAGGAAAGGUGAACUUCUUUUGGUUUACGACUACAUGCCGAAUGGGAGUCUUGAUAAAUACUUAUACGGACACGAGGAUAAGGCCACUCUGGAUUGGGCACAGAGGUUCCGAAUCAUCAAAGGUGUCGCAUCAGGCUUGCUAUACAUCCAUGAAGAUUGGGAGCAAGUUGUCAUCCACCGCGACAUCAAGGCGAGCAAUGUCCUACUCGAUAGUGAGAUGAACGGGCGGCUAGGAGACUUUGGUCUCGCAAGGUUGUAUGACCAUGGAGCUGACCCGCAGACAACCCAUGUCGUGGGCACCAUGGGUUACCUUGCCCCAGAGCUGGCACGAACAGGAAAAGCUUCCCCUCUCACCGAUGUGUUUGCCUUUGGUGCCUUCAUCCUUGAAGUCACCUGUGGGCGGAGACCUGUGGAGCAGAGCAUGUCAGACAGCCGACUCAUGCUGGUUGAUUGGGUGCUCGAGCACUGGCAGAAGGAAUCACUAUCUGAGGUGGUUGAUGCAAAGCUUCAGGGUAAAUACGACGCCGAUGAGGCGAUCCUGGCGUUGAAGCUAGGGUUGCUGUGUUCGCAUCCGUUACCCAGUGUGAGGCCUAGCAUGCGGCAGGUCAUGCAGUACCUCGAAGGCGACAUGCCCUUCCCUGAGCUGACGCCGUCGCACCUAAGCUUCAGCAUGCUAACUCUGAUGCAGAACGAAGGAUUUGAUUCGUUUGUCAUGUCGGCGUCGCAUCCGUCGUCGACGGCGAUGAGUAUCGGGACGAUGACUGGCCUCUCCGGAGGGAGAUAACAUGUGUGUUGUGUUAGGCGUCAGUACGAGUAUGAAUGCACAAGGGGGUGCCAUGAGUAUAGCAAGCAUUAGUCAGUUCUCUACUUCUCUUGGUUGUAAAUCUGUGCAACAUUAGUCAGUUCUCUUGGUUGUAAAUCUGUGCAAUAUAUGAGUUGGCUGCACUAGUGACAUACAUGCUGGAAGUA
Messenger RNA from Phragmites australis (common reed), 2276 nucleotides. Its product is annotated as L-type lectin-domain containing receptor kinase SIT2-like. The coding region runs from base 64 to 2091 and encodes 675 amino acids. Lineage: Eukaryota; Viridiplantae; Streptophyta; Magnoliopsida; Poales; Poaceae. Gene Ontology annotation, molecular function: ATP binding; protein kinase activity; carbohydrate binding. Gene Ontology annotation, cellular component: plasma membrane. The transcript has a single exon. The record is from RefSeq and is a predicted model, not a curated record. Gene Ontology annotation, biological process: protein phosphorylation.